CUGCUCUCACCAUGUUUGUGUCUGUGCUGCUCCUGUGGAUAUGUCUCUGCUUCUUGUUGCUUCAGUUCAAGUCUCGACGGCCCAAAAACUUCCCUCCUGGACCCUUGGCUCUGCCAUUUUUGGGGAAUGCACUCAGCUUAAGCUUUGACAACCCUCUGAAGUACUUUGAAUCGUUGAGGAGGACUUAUGGGAAUGUCUACAGUGUGUACAUAGGGCCCAGAGCUGUUGUGGUGGUGAGUGGGACUCAGGCUCUGAAGGAGGCUCUGGUUAACAAGGCUGUGGACUUUGCUGGACGACCUCAGAACUUGUACGUCAAUGCCAUUGUGGAAGAUAAAGGUGUAAUUGCAGCAAAUUAUGGUCAAAAAUGGAAGGAGCAUCGUCGUUUUGCUUUGAUGACCAUGAGAAACUUUGGUUUGGGCAAACAGUCGAUGGAGCAAAGGAUCCUGGGAGAACUGCAGCACACCAUCAAUAAACUGGAGAAAAACACAGGUAAAAGUCUGAGUGCUCAAGUCAUGUUUCACAACAUCGCUUCCAACGUGAUCUGCCUUGUUCUGUUUGGAAAACGAUUUAAAUAUGAUGAUGAGUUUAUCAUAAAAUAUGUGAAUAAUUUCACUGAGGUUAACAAGAUGAUCAAUGGACCUUGGUCUUUUCUGUAUGAUAGUUUUCCCUGCAUUCGCCGCUUGCCAUUACCAUUCAAAGAAGCUUUUAAGAGAAUACAGACACUAAAAAGCAUGACUUCCUCUAUAAUAAAUGAGCACAAGAAGACCAGAGUUCCAGGAUAUCCUCAGGAUUUGGUCGAUUGCUAUCUGGAUGAAAUGGACAAGAGAAUCAAUGACGGCACAUCAUUUUCUUCAGAAGAACUUCUGAUGUCUUGUCUCAAUCUACAUUCUGCGGGCACCGACACCACAUCUAACACACUGCUCACUGGAUUCCUCUACCUUAUGACCAAUCCUCAAAUCCAAGAGCGCUGUCAGCAGGAGAUAGACAGAGUGCUGGAGGGAAAGGACUGUGUCACUUUCGAUGACAGACACAACAUGCCUUAUGUCCAGGCUGUGGUGCAUGAGAGUCAGAGAGUGGCUGACACUGUCCCUCUGAGUGUUUUUCAUGCGACCACCAGAGACACAGAGCUGAUGGGCUACUCCAUUCCCAAAGGCACUAUUGUCAUUCCCAACCUGUCAUCAGCGCUCAAUGAAGAGGGACAGUGGAAGUUUCCUCAUGAAUUCAACCCUGAAAACUUUCUUAACCACAAGGGGGAGUUUGUCAAACCAGAUGCCUUCCUGCCCUUCUCUGCUGAAAGUCAGCAGGAGCGGAGGGACACAAUUUGCACAGUGUGGUCCUGCAGCCCAGACCAAAGCCCUGGAGCAGUGCAAUCAGGGUCAAGCUUGAAACCUGGUCAAAGAAUCAAAACUAAAACUAGAAGCAAGACUACCUGGACAAGUAAUAAAGAAUCAGUAUUCAAAGCACCGAUAUAUUACAUGCACAUCCAAGGAGGGAUUCUGUUUUCUAUUCUAUUUUUGUCCAGGUCCUCGAGUGUGUCUGGGAGAAGGCCUGGCCCGAAUGGAGCUCUUCCUCAUCAUGGUGACUCUUCUGAGGAGGUUUAAGUUCAUUUGGCCUGAGGAUGCAGGAGAGCCUGACUAUGAGAUGGUGUUUGGCAUUACUGUGACCCCUAAACCAUACAACAUGAAACUGGAGUUGAGGACCACACAGUGAAGAAUCUGUGUAUUU
Molecule: messenger RNA, 1725 nt
Organism: Boleophthalmus pectinirostris (great blue-spotted mudskipper)
Lineage: Eukaryota; Metazoa; Chordata; Actinopteri; Gobiiformes; Gobiidae
Product: cytochrome P450 2B4-like
Exons: 11
Coding region: 12-1601 (529 amino acids)
Biological process (GO): xenobiotic metabolic process
Cellular component (GO): cytoplasm; intracellular membrane-bounded organelle
Molecular function (GO): heme binding; oxidoreductase activity, acting on paired donors, with incorporation or reduction of molecular oxygen, reduced flavin or flavoprotein as one donor, and incorporation of one atom of oxygen; iron ion binding
Source: RefSeq, a predicted model, not a curated record